Messenger RNA from Amaranthus tricolor (Joseph's coat), 711 nucleotides. Its product is annotated as protein FAR1-RELATED SEQUENCE 5-like. Gene Ontology annotation, biological process: regulation of DNA-templated transcription. The record is from RefSeq and is a predicted model, not a curated record. Lineage: Eukaryota; Viridiplantae; Streptophyta; Magnoliopsida; Caryophyllales; Amaranthaceae. Gene Ontology annotation, molecular function: zinc ion binding. The transcript has 4 exons. Bases 1 to 711 code for a protein of 236 amino acids.
AUGGUUACUUUUGAUUGUACUUAUAACACCAAUAAGUAUAGCAUGGUUUUAGCCCCUUUUACUGGUGUAGAUCAUCAUAAGUCUUGUAUUACAUUUGGUAUAGGUUUAUUAGCUAAGGAAGAUAGUGAAUCUUUUGAGUGUGUGGAAAGUAUAACUGUUUUGGACUCAACGGUAAGUAAGAUGUACAAGGUGAAAUUUAUACUGGGAAGUUCGAUUGACGAGUUGAAGGUAGAUUGUGAUUGCAAGUUAUUUAAACGAAUAGGAAUAUUAUAUUCCCAUGCGAUUUGUGUUAUGAGUGCAAGAAAAAUAACACAAAUACCAAAGCAAUAUGUUUUAGAUCGUUGGACGAAGCUAGCAUUAAAGAAGCCUAUUUUUGAUUUGCUUGGGAAUCUGAUUGAAGAGAGCAAAAAGUGUAACAACGUGGGGAAGUUGUUGGGGGAAGUUUGGUGUGAAAUAUUCAAUUGUGUAGGUUUAGCUCAAUGGAGUGAGAGUGAUUUACACUCACUUUUACAAAACCUAAAAGAUAUUAGUAGAAAAUUGGAGGAAAGUGAUGAUGUGAGGGUGGACAUUACUAAAGAGCAACGAAUCGAAUUGUUAGUAGGCACAAGUUCAUCUUCGACAAUGGAAAUACAAAACCCAAUCCAAUCAAAGAACAAAGGAAAAAGUCGAAAUUGCCCAUCAACAAAAGAUACCCCACUUAAGAAAAAUUGA